CACAAAAUCACCAAAUUCACAACAAAAACCACCCUUUUUAUUAACUAACCAACCCUUUCAUCAUUUUCUUCUUCUUCUUCCUCUCACAUCACAAUCACUCAAACUCAUUUCCACCACCGCCACGUCAUCACCACCACCACCACCACCACCAAAACCACCAUCAAUGGCUUCAACAAUUCUCAAGCGAGCUAUCACCAACAUCUCAUCAACUUCCUCAACCUCCCGCCUCAUUCUCCUCCGAGCCCACGCCUCCGAAGCCCAAGCCCAACAAGUAACCCCGAAAGCCACUUCAACAACCACCCUCAAAAAAUUCCAAAUCUACCGAUGGAAUCCCGAUACUCCAUCAAAGCCAGAACUCAAAGAAUACGAAAUCAACCUCAAAGAAUGCGGUCCAAUGGUUCUCGAUGCCCUAAUCAAGAUAAAAAACGACAUCGAUCCGAGCCUAACAUUCCGUCGAUCAUGCCGUGAAGGGAUCUGUGGUUCAUGUGCUAUGAAUAUCGACGGUUGUAACGGACUCGCUUGUUUAACGAAGAUUCCAUCGGAAAAUUCGAAUACAACGAUUACUCCGUUGCCUCAUAUGUUUGUGGUAAAAGAUCUUGUUGUUGAUAUGACGAAUUUUUAUAAUCAGUAUAAGAGUAUUGAACCGUGGUUGAAGAGGAAGAAUCCACCGGAGGAAAAAGGGAAAGAGAUUCUUCAGAGUAAGAAAGAUAGGGCUAAACUUGAUGGGAUGUAUGAGUGUAUUUUGUGUGCUUGUUGUAGUACUUCUUGCCCUAGUUAUUGGUGGAAUCCUGAGUCUUAUCUUGGACCUGCUGCUUUGCUUCAUGCUAAUAGGUGGAUAAGUGACAGUCGUGACGAGUUCACUAAGGAGAGAUUGGAAGCUAUUAAUGACGAAUUCAAGCUCUAUCGCUGCCACACCAUAUUGAACUGUGCUCGGGCCUGUCCAAAGGGGUUGAAUCCUGGAAAACAAAUCGCACACAUCAAGUCUAGUCAGCCAAAAGCUUGAAUUGAAAUCCAAUUAUUAAAACUCUGUUUGCAUUUUAGCGUUUACCAACAAAUUUUAUUCAUUCAAAUGUGGGGAUUAACUUAGCUGUAUUUCUUAAUAAUAAAACCUCAUCCCCCUGUUGUAAACUUGGCUUUUCAAUUUAUACUGCCUUUUUUGUUUUUGAAAUAAAUGUUAAAUAUCCAACAGAGACCCUGAAUGACAGUCUUAAAAGAUUGAAAAUAACAGUAUUUUGAAGUUUAAUUUUUCUGGUCA
Messenger RNA from Trifolium pratense (red clover), 1255 nucleotides. RefSeq names its product succinate dehydrogenase [ubiquinone] iron-sulfur subunit 2, mitochondrial. Gene Ontology annotation, biological process: respiratory electron transport chain; aerobic respiration; tricarboxylic acid cycle. The coding region runs from base 164 to 1003 and encodes 279 amino acids. Gene Ontology annotation, molecular function: electron transfer activity; 2 iron, 2 sulfur cluster binding. Gene Ontology annotation, cellular component: mitochondrion. The transcript is spliced from 2 exons. The record is from RefSeq and is a predicted model, not a curated record. NCBI's taxonomy places the organism in Eukaryota, Viridiplantae, Streptophyta, Magnoliopsida, Fabales, Fabaceae.